Molecule: messenger RNA, 1809 nt
Organism: Dendronephthya gigantea
Lineage: Eukaryota; Metazoa; Cnidaria; Anthozoa; Malacalcyonacea; Nephtheidae
Product: ethanolamine-phosphate cytidylyltransferase-like
Exons: 5
Coding region: 250-1290 (346 amino acids)
Biological process (GO): phosphatidylethanolamine biosynthetic process
Cellular component (GO): cytoplasm
Molecular function (GO): ethanolamine-phosphate cytidylyltransferase activity
Source: RefSeq, a predicted model, not a curated record
UGCUUGGAGUCCUGCGAGGCAGAGUUGGCAUUCUAUAUUCACUCAGCGUCUGCAUCGUACUUCCUUUCUCUCUGUGGCUUCGACAAACGAGCUUCGUUGUUUGUUUGUUUUUAUAUUAGAAUCAUAUUUUCAUCGCGUUCUUCGUUCAAGGAUAUUAUUUAAAUUUUUACACUCCCUUGGAGGACCACUCGUUUGAAGUUGCAUAAUUACUGGAUAGUUCUUUGAAUAAUAUAACUAUUAAAGGGAACCAUGAAGCCUGUGCGUGUUUGGGGAAACGGCUGCUAUGAUGUUUUUCACUUUGGUCAUGCCAAUUUCAUCCGGCAAGCGAAAAUCAUGGGUGACUAUAUGAUUGCUGGCGUUCACGGCGAUGCUGACAUCACAAAGAACAAAGGCAAGCCUGUCAUGGAUCAAGUGGAGCGCGCACGAAUGAUCUCUGCUGUGAGGUGGGUUGAUGAAGUCCAAGAGAAUAUUCCUUACGGCAACGUGCUCCAGACCCUCGAUGAUUACAACUGCGAUUUCUGUGUACACGGAGAUGAUAUCGCGCGGGACGCGAAUGGCAACGACAUCUACCAGGAUUGCAAGGAGAGGAAUCGAUUCCGAGAAUGCAAACGGACCGAGGGAAUUUCCACGACCGACCUGAUAGAUCGUAUUCUCCUGGGAACCGACAUGAACUUCUUCGGGCCUGAGUUUUCGAGAAAGGGCAGCAAAAAGAAAUCCAACAUUAUGCCCCAAGAGUAUUACGAACAGAAAAUUAAAGAAUUUACUCCUGAAAAUUCGCGCCCCAAAGAAGGCGAUACGAUUCUUUAUACACAAGGAGUUUUUGAUCUGCUGCACUCUGGGCAAGUUGGUUACUUGGAAAAGUGCAAGAAAUCUGAAGAGAAUGGCUUCCUUAUCGUUGGUGUUCUAAGCGACGAGGAAGUAAAGCGUGUUUACGGCACAUAUCCAAUAACGAAUGCUCAUGAAAGGGCUCUGGCUUUACUGUCGAUUCGUUACGUAGACCAAGUCAUUAUAGGAGUGGCUUUCGAUGUCACUGAAGAUAUUAUUUCAAAGCACAAGGUCGACUAUGUUUGCCAUGGCAAGGUUUGGGACUGUCCUAAUGAUCCGUACGCGGUCCCUAAAGAGAAGAAUAUUUACCGCACCGUGGACAGCGGCAGUGAGCUAACAACUGAGAUGAUUAUUCAGAGAAUAGUUAGUCAUGCAGGAAUGUACUACGUUCGAAACACCAAGAAAUCAGAAAGUCAAUUCUCCGGCAUGAAUCCGAACAUUCAACUGCAAAACACCGCAAAUUGACGAAAAUUGAUCUUAGUCUAAUUCAAUAUAGCCUUUAAUAAAAGCACGAACUAGAGUUGCCGAGCAAACGGCAUUACAAGAAGCUGCAUGUGCUGUCAAAUUGAAAUAUGCAUGUUGAAGUAUUUCAUCUCCUUAAACAACAAUUAUACCUCUUAUACGACGGAGUGAUUUUGUUUAAGAAUUCUUUUUUCUUAAGUUUGUGUCGUGCUUCUACGCAAACAACUCUCUCGUCAACUCUCGUGCAAUCAAGCAAUUAGUCUUUAUAUAACCAUUGAUAUUAAUAUUUCACAUAAUUUAUUCAAAUACUAGUUUCUAUAGAUUUAUAUCCUUUAAAAUAUUGCACCUACACCCAGGUACCUUAUAUGAAAAUUCUUGUAAAUUAAAUUUAUGUAUCUUCUGAUAUGAAAACGCGAGUUUUAUCAAAGCGAAUGAACUACAUAUAGUAUGUAGCUAUACAAUACCAGUGGGUUUUUUUGUGAUGUAAACAACAUGUCUUCACAUUUAAAAUAUCCUGUCCUG